AUUCCAAUGGUCCCCUGCUCCCCUCCAAUUACUUUCAGCCGUCGGGCAAUUGUCAAUGUGGAAUGCCAUUAUGACAAUUUUAACGUUUAAGCAAAACCCCCACUAGAAGAUACCAUGGGUUUUUUAUGGAGGGAUCUAGGAAAUUCAUUCUUAUCUCACGCUCUCAGUUAUCUCCUGCACAUUUCUUUUGUCCAUUAGCUUAACUCACAUUGAUCUUUACCACAGUUCACUUGGAACUUGUUCAUUACCCUUCCUCUUUGCCUUCAUCAACAAGAGAUUACUCUACUAAUAAUCACACACAAAUUGGUGAAAGAAGCAGCAUUUUCUUUGUUUUUUUUUUUUUUUUUUAAUGUUCAGUAAGGAAUCCAUGUUGCAGAGAUCUGGACUGGCUAGACAUUUCUUUGAGAAACCUUCAUGGCGGCCUCCUCCAUUGAAAAGAAAAACUCCUACUACCACUGCUCUUCUUGUCUUAACCGUUUUUCUCAUGGCUGCUUUUGUUACAUAUUCCUCAUGGAUUGACACUUCUGGGGAUUUUCUCGAGCAUUCAACGGACAAGACCGUGGUAAUAUCAGAGAAACCAAAAAUUGCAGUACGGAGGAUUGAAAUCCCACUGAAAUGCACCAAAAAUAAAAACCAGACACAAACAUGUCCAAAGAAUUAUUACCCCAAGACAUUCCAAACGGAAGACAUUGACCCUUCGUUAAACCCUAUUUGCCCUGAUUAUUUCAGAUGGAUCCACGAAGAUUUACGGCCCUGGAAAACCUCGGGGAUCACCCGGGACAUGGUGGAAAGAGCUAACAGAACAGCAACAUUUCACCUCGUAAUCAAAGGAGGAAAAGCCUACGUUAAAAACUUCAGAAAAGCCAUUCAAACAAGAGAUGUUUUCACCAUCUGGGGCAUCUUACAACUCCUCAGGAAGUACCCCGGAAAGCUACCGGACCUUGAAAUCAUGUUCGACACUGAAGAUAGGCCGGUGAUUAAAUCAAGGGACUACAAAGGACCAAAUGCAACAGCCCCACCACCAUUGUUUCGCUACUGUGGAGAUAAAGAAACGUUGGAUAUAGUCUUUCCUGAUUGGUCCUUCUGGGGAUGGGCUGAGAUAAAUAUAAAACCAUGGGACAGCAUAUUGAAAGAUAUUAAAGAGGGAAAGAAGAGGAAAUGGAUAGAUAGGGAACCAUAUGCCUACUGGAAAGGGAAUCCAUUUGUGGACGAGAAAAGGCAGGACCUUCUUAAAUGUAAUGUCACUGAUCAACAGGAGUGGAAUGCUCGCCUGUUUAUCCAGGACUGGAUCCUUGAAAGCCAGCAAGGUUUUAAACAAUCCAACGUUGCAGAUCAAUGCACAUAUAGGUACAAGAUCUACAUUGAAGGGUAUGCAUGGUCUGUUAGUGAAAAAUACAUUCUGGCCUGUGAUUCUGUUACAUUGAUUGUACAGCCUCAGUUCUAUGACUUCUUCAUGAGAAGCAUGCAGCCUGUGGAGCAUUACUGGCCUAUAAGGAAUGAUGACAAAUGCAGAUCCCUUAAGUUUGCUGUGGACUGGGGCAACAAUCACAAAAAGAAGGCACAUGAAAUAGGAAAAGCAGCCAGUAGCUUUAUGCAGGAGCAGCUAAAAAUGGACUACAUUUAUGAUUACAUGUAUCAUUUGUUAAAUGAGUAUGCCAAGUUGUUGAAAUUUAAGCCAAGAAUACCUGAAGGAGCCAUGGAGUUGUGCUCAGAGGUAAUGGCUUGUCAAGCAGAAGGGCUCGAAGGGCGAAAAAAGAAGUUCAUGAUGGAAUCAUUGGUGAAAGGUCCUUCAAUCACAAAUCCGUGCACCUUGCCACCUCCUUAUGACACUCGAGCUCUUGCAGCAUUUCUCAGAAGAAAAAAUAACUCAAUAUUGCAAGUGAAGAAAUGGGAGAAAGGUUAUUGGGAAAGUCUAACAAGCAGUAGUUGAUGCCUGGUUUUUUCUUUUUUUCUUUUUGUCAUGAUGAAUCUAGACAACUAUACUUUUGGUUUAUGUCCACUCUUAAGAAAUACAUGACUGAACCCUUUACAGCAA
Gossypium arboreum is the source of this 2035-nucleotide messenger RNA. RefSeq lists its product as uncharacterized. The record is from RefSeq and is a predicted model, not a curated record. NCBI's taxonomy places the organism in Eukaryota, Viridiplantae, Streptophyta, Magnoliopsida, Malvales, Malvaceae. The transcript has 6 exons. Bases 350 to 1930 code for a protein of 526 amino acids.